Messenger RNA from Penicillium salamii, 810 nucleotides. NCBI's taxonomy places the organism in Eukaryota, Fungi, Ascomycota, Eurotiomycetes, Eurotiales, Aspergillaceae. The record is from the annotation of a GenBank genome assembly.
AUGCUAUACUUAAGUAAUGAUUUCCGUUACAACUUCCUGAACCUUUCAUUCAUCGCAAAACUUCACUCGGCCUUUUUCGAAAUGUUCACAGAGCUUGGCAUAACGCAUAUGUUCGACGGAACAAAUAGAUUUAAGCCGAACGAUACGUGGGGACAACCCUACAAAGGUGAACGAGGAAAGGGGAGCCCAUUACGUACCCUCAAUUUUUAUGAAGGUCCUCGGAAAGUCUAUUUUGAGGCGGAGUUAUUUGCAGAUAUUCUUAUUGCUGAAUACUGUCUGCGCGAGAUUGUUCAGCGCGAACAGGCUUUGAAGAGCAAGAUUAUGAUGACAAAAAAGUUAGGGACUUGUGAAGAUCGCCACAAAGGAACGGAAGAUCAGCGAGAGGCGAUAAAGCCACUACGCCGAUACAGCGAGGCUGAGUACAAACUCUAUGUCGCGGAAGGGAAGCUUCCAGUUGGAGCUAUACGCAUUUCAUACGAUUCUCUUCGACAAAAACGAGCUUGGUACCUUCGCCAAGAGCUUGUCAUUGACUGUGCGAGAAGGGGUGGGUGCUGCAGCCGAAAUUGUGGGUGUUGUCAAACUCGCCACGAACUCGCUGGAAGAUCUAAGGGUCUCGGGCACUGCACGCCCAGUUGCGGAUGUUGUACGAAUGAGCGAGGAUUUGAGUAUUCGGCGGCGGAAAUAAAAUCCUUUGUCGACGAUUUCAGAGACCAAUUGUACGACGACAACCCAGCGUAUAUUUCUCAUAUGGCAGAGGUCUUCUUUUUGCUGCCAUCCGUGGACACGGAAGAGAAAGAACCUAUUGAUUGA